AUGAAUUUUAGAAAGCAUGAAAGUACGGCUGAUUUAAUAGAUAGUAUAAUAAAUAGUGAAAAUGGGAAAGUUCAAAAAUACGUUUUAGAAAGAAAAAGAAAAGAGAAAGAAUUUAUAGAAAAAAAAGAAAAUAUAAAAAAAAAAGCCUUAAUGGCACCAAAACUAAAUCAAAUGUUUGUUAUUAAUAAAAAUGAUGAUGAUAAAUUAAUUAGCGAAACAAUUGGUCUUAGAACAGUUCAUGAAUAUAAAAAAAUAAAGGAUGAAAUUUAUAGUAAAAAAAGAAAUAAAGAUUUAAAUGAAAAUAUUGAAGAAAAUAAACAUAACAAAAAUAGAAAUUUCAAUUUGUCCUUUUGUACUGAUGAGGAGAAUGAUGAAGAUGAUGAAGAAGAAAAAGAAGAAAAAGAAGAAAAAGAUCAAAAGAGAAAAAUUCAAAAUUCAUAUAGCAAGGAUAAUGUAUCCAAUGAAUCUAGCUUAGAAAAAAAAAUAGAAAAUAGUGGAAAUAAUUCAGAAAAAAAUGUAAAAGAAGAUUUAAGUGAUAUAAAUAAUAAUAAUGAUAUAACAUAUAAAAAAGAAAAUAAUUUCAAAAAAAAAAUUAUUAAAGAUCCUACGGUGAAUACAUCUUUUUUAAAAGAUAAGGAAAGAGAUGAAAAAAUAGAAUUAAAAAAGAAAGAGUUAAGAGAAUUAUAUUUUAAAUUAGAAAAUGAAGAAAAAGAAAAAAUUAUAGAAAUAACCUAUUCUUAUUAUGAUGGUUGUGGUCAUAGAAGAAAGAUAUCAGUAAAACAAAAAACAACAAUAGGUCAAUUUAUUAAUAAAUGUGUUGAAAAUUUAAAGAAUGAAUUUAUUCAAUUGAGAUCAGCUUCUUGUGAAACCUUAAUUUUUGUAAAAGAAGAUAUUAUUUUACCAAAUUAUUUAACAUUUUAUGAAUUAAUUAAAAAUAAAGCUCAAGGAAAAACAGGACCAUUAUUUGUUUUUGAUGCAGUAGAAAAUUUAUCAGGAAUUACAGAUAUAAGAAGAGAAAAAACAGACACACACGCAGGCAAAUUGGUAGAAAAAAAAUGGUAUGAAAAAAAUAAACAUAUUUUUCCUGCAUCUAAAUGGGAACUUUAUAAGCCAUUAAAAACAUAUACAACUAGUUAUAAUGAUUUAUUUAAUAGUUUUAUAUAA
Plasmodium gallinaceum is the source of this 1164-nucleotide messenger RNA. Its product is annotated as XAP-5 DNA binding protein, putative. Gene Ontology annotation, cellular component: nucleus. Gene Ontology annotation, biological process: chromatin organization. NCBI's taxonomy places the organism in Eukaryota, Apicomplexa, Aconoidasida, Haemosporida, Plasmodiidae. The transcript is spliced from 2 exons. The record is from RefSeq and is a predicted model, not a curated record. Bases 1 to 1164 code for a protein of 387 amino acids.